This is a messenger RNA of Guyanagaster necrorhizus, 1307 nucleotides long. RefSeq lists its product as uncharacterized. The transcript is spliced from 2 exons. Bases 432 to 1202 code for a protein of 256 amino acids. The record is from RefSeq and is a predicted model, not a curated record. Lineage: Eukaryota; Fungi; Basidiomycota; Agaricomycetes; Agaricales; Physalacriaceae.
GGAGGAUCGAAUAUCCUAGUACAGCCUUGUGAGUGUUCCAUGAUAAUUUAGUCCCCUCGUUUUCGCUGUCUUGAGGAUCAGAGGCUCAAAGUUCUCAGGGAAUAAGGUUGCUAGGAAAUGCAAGUGACGUGCGCAGCGAAGCGACAGCUGACCGGCGUUCGAAAAAAGGUAGCCUCGAUGUUUGUUUUUUUUUUCAAUAACCCUUGCCAUUGGCAAGUUCUCAUAUCUGGGAUAUUCCGGCGCUUGGGUGUGUGGCGUGGAGCCAUCUUCGAGUUUCUUCUCUUCUUGGAACGCACGGAUGCAAUAUUUCAAUUGAGUCUCGUCUCCACGUUUUCAGAUCGCCGUCGCACGUGUAGCGACCCCGAAUUUAAGCCCCAGAUAACUUAUAUAAAACGCUUGACCGUAUCUCUUUUUCUCUGUGACCCUUGAUCAUGUCCCAGCCAACAAGUGACCCAAAUGGCCUAGGCCCUGUACCCACAGUCAUCAUCGACGGCACCAGUUUCGUAAUCGUCUCAAAGCAACUCGUCGACAUCCUUCCCUCUCUUUCUCCGUCCGACCAAACUACAGUCAUUAACCUGCUCGCCACUUUUAUCAAAGAAGUUGAAACCAACGGCUCCGACCCAAUCUACAUGCGCGCCAUCGGCAUGCUCGAGCCCAACGAGGUCGACACAGACGGAAACAAAAAGCUCCACCUCCUCGACGGGUGUUCGUGGCAAAUGGCGCAGUUCAUGCGGUACUGCGAGCCUACGCGGAUCGACGAGGCGGAGCCCUUCAUCCAGACGUCGCUGACUCAGUACCGGAGGUUCCACCCCUCAGAGGACGCGGUGAAGGACGUCACGCCGAUGCUGUACCUCGCUGCGUCGUAUGCAAAGCAGCCUGGGAAAGAGGCCGAGGCGGAGCGAGUGUUCAAGGAGGUAGAGAAGGAGUCCUGGGGAAGUUGGAGGACGAAUUUGUGGGCUAGGGCGCAUAUGAGCAGGAUGUAUAGGCGCGUGGGGAAGACAGCGGAGGCGGAAGAGCAGGAAGAGCACGUCGCUCGUUGGUUCACAGGCCACCAGUUUGCAAUCUCGCCUUCCGAUUUCAAGACGACAGUCGGCGAUUCUACGUAUUCAGGGGAGAAUCAUAUCUUGAACCACCCAGCGGUGAGGAAUAUCUUGGAUAAUUCCGUGGAGCUUGGUACAGGGAUGUCUAUACAUUUUGGAUGACUGGUCGAGGGAGUAAGAAAUACAGUCAGCCGUAAUGAUAUCUGAGGUACAUUAAAACUCGCGGUUAGUGGAGUCUUAACGCCAAUCAUACACAUUCGAUUCGUC